Messenger RNA from Jaculus jaculus (lesser Egyptian jerboa), 2127 nucleotides. RefSeq names its product apoptosis antagonizing transcription factor (gene Aatf). NCBI's taxonomy places the organism in Eukaryota, Metazoa, Chordata, Mammalia, Rodentia, Dipodidae. Gene Ontology annotation, cellular component: nucleus; nucleolus. The coding region runs from base 133 to 1830 and encodes 565 amino acids. The record is from RefSeq and is a predicted model, not a curated record. Gene Ontology annotation, biological process: regulation of transcription by RNA polymerase II. The transcript is spliced from 12 exons.
CGCCAAGAGCCGAGCGCUCGGCUGGGCGCAAACUCCGCCUGUGGUGCGGAGGAGUGUGGCGCGAGAGCCCCGGGGAGGGUGCGUCUGCUCGGGACCUGAACGCAGCGUGGAGGACCCGGGUAGCUGGUGACGAUGGCGGGCUCGCAGCCUUGGGCCCUGCAGCUGGAACAGCUGUUGAAUCCGAAUCCGCGCGAGGCGGAUCCUGAGGCCGACCCGGAGGAAGCCACUGCUGCCAGAGUGAUUGACAGGUUUGAUGAAGGGGAAGAUGAGGAAAGUGAUUUCCUGGGUGUGAGUAGCAUCAGAAAACUGGCAUCAUCCUCCCUCUUGGACACAGACAAAAGGUAUUCUGGCAAGACCACUUCUAGGAAAGCUUGGAAGGAAGACCAGUGGCAACAGUCUCUGCCAGAUUCAUCUGACAAAGAAAUACCUGAUGAAGAAGGAUCUGGAGAUGAUAUAUCAGAGGGCCUGGACUUGGAAGAAUCUGAGGAGGAGAGCCUCAGUGCCUCUGAGGAGCAGGAUACUGAGGAUGAUGCGAAGAGCAACCUGGCCAGAAGGAAGAAGAGCAGAAACCACUCUGCAGAAGUGCCAGGCUUCAGUUUCCAGAGCAUUAGUGACUUUGAGAAGUUUACAGAAGGAAUGGAUGAUCUUGGGAGCAGUGAAGAGGAAGAAGAGGAAGAGGAAGAGAGUGGCAUGGAAGAAGGGGAUGUCGAGGAAGACUUGGAUGCUGAGAGUGAGGAAGACAAGGCAGGAGACAGGAACAGUGAAGAUGAUGGUGUAGUGAUGACCUUCUCCAGUGUGAAAGUUUCUGAAGAAGUAGAGAAAGGAAGAGCUGUCAAGAACCAGAUUGCACUGUGGGACCAGCUCUUGGAAGGAAGGAUUAAACUACAAAAAGCUCUGUUGACCACCAAUCAGUUGCCUCAGCCAGAUGUUUUCCCUGUUUUCAAAGACAAAGGUGGCCCAGAAUUUGUCAGCGCUCUAAAAAAUAGUCACAAGGCACUUAAAGCGUUGUUGAGGUCUUUGGUGGACCUUCAGGAAGAGUUGCUCUUCCAGAACUCAGACACUAGAUAUCUGGUAGAUGGGACAAAACCCAAGGCAGAAAGUGAAGAGAUUUCUAGUGAAGAGGAUGAGCUAGUAGAGGAGAAGAAGAAGCAGAGGAAGGCCCCUCCAAAGAGGAAGUUAGAAAUGGAAGACUAUCCCAGUUUCAUGGCAAAGCGCUUUGCAGAUUUUACAGUAUAUAGAAAUCGCACACUACAGAAAUGGCACGAUAAAACCAAGCUGGCUUCUGGAAAACUGGGGAAGGGUUUUGGUGCCUUUGAACGCUCGAUCUUAACUCAGAUUGAUCAUAUUCUGAUGGACAAAGAAAGAUUACUCCGAAGGACACAGACCAAGCGCUCUGUCUACCGAGUUCUUGGCAAACCAGAACCAGCACCUCAGCCUGUCCCAGAGAGUUUACCAGAACGGGAGAUUGUUCCUGAAGUCCCUGCCAAUGCACAUCUGAAGGACUUAGAUGAAGAAAUAUUUGAUGAUGAUGACUUUUACCAUCAGCUUCUUCGAGAACUCAUAGAACGGAAGACCAGCUCCUUGGAUCCCAAUGAUCAGGUGGCUAUGGGAAGGCAGUGGCUUGCGAUCCAGAAACUACGAAGCAAGAUCCGAAAGAAGGUAGAUAGGAAAGCCAGCAAAGGAAGGAAACUAAGGUUUCAUGUCCUCAGCAAGCUCCUCAGCUUCAUGGCACCUAUUGACCACACUACCAUGAAUGAUGAUGCCAGGACCGAGUUGUACCGAUCUCUUUUUGGUCAGCUCAACCCUCCCGACCCAGGCCAUGGGGAUUGACAUCACCUGCCCCCUCACUGCAGGUCCUGAGGCUGGACCUCCACUACCGAAAUCCACCUGGCCACCAGUCCAAACAGAGGCAGCAUGAUGCGGUGGCUCUGAGUUCCUGGGGAAUCCCUGGGAAUGUGCCCUGCUUGGAAUGUGCCUCAUACGUGGGGAGACAGAGCCCCCAAGACCUGCAGCCAUCACCACCGUGCAUGAUUUCUCAAACAGCAUAGAGACACAUUCACUGGAAGGAUUUUUACUUUUCUAGUCAACUGGCUUCCUCGUACAGUAUAAAACUGUACAUUUUCUUUA